AUGGCUCGCGAACGCCGUCCGUCAGCAGAGCAAUCUGCCCAACCUACCCAGUCUUCACAGUCUCGCCCUGCUCCGAGCGGCUCGACAUAUCAGGCACAGCAGUCUCAAGCCCCAGUUCACCCACCUACUACAGCUGCCUCCAAGCUCGCCACACAACCAGAAUUCGGCAAAGCCAGUCCUUUGCGUAACCCGCUGAGAGAUCCCUAUGCCAAUGUCUUCAACACCUCUCACAGUAGACCCGAGCUGCAUCGUCCUAUCCCUCAACCGCAAUUCCGUCAGACCUCAGCCUCGACCAGCGGAACCCAAGCUAAGAACUUCUAUCUGCCUGGCCAGAGACCUCAACCUCCGCCUCAACCUCGUUCCGCACACCAUGGCAAUCCUCUUUAUGGUAAUGCCGCAAACUCGGGUGUGAUCCGUCUGCCCUCAAAUCCUAAGCCGAGAGACAUCCCACCCGCCCCAAGACCUCUCUUUUCCUCUUCCAUCGGACCUGGCAACAAUUACAGACCUCCAGUUUCUGCUCCUGCGCCUAGACCGAAACCGAUUGACCUCACCAACGCUGAUGAUGAUGACGAUGGCUUCGAUCCCGAUGCUGCUUUGAGAGAAGAUGGUUUCGGCGCCGCCGAUCCCUAUGCUUACGUCGACCCUAGCCAGACAAGCCACAACAUCAAGGCCCUUCUUGAAGGCGCUUUUGACGAUGACGGCGACAAGCCUAAGAUGCGCCUGCGCAAGAGAGCCGCAAAGAAGCAGCAGCAGAAAAUCAAGGACGAGAAGAAAAUUUCUUCGCUCGAGGAAAAGCUUAGAAAGCUUGACAUGGAUGCUGUGAAGGAUGAGCCAAAAGAGGAGGAACCUGACAACAAAGAGGAUGAAGACGAGGAUGAAGAAGAUGGCACAGUCGAAGGUCUGACUGUCAAGCUUCUCCCUCAUCAGGUCGAGGGUGUCUCUUGGAUGAUCGACAAGGAAAUCGGAGAGCGCAAGAAGAACGGAGUCCUACCUAAGGGUGGUAUCCUAGCUGAUGACAUGGGUCUGGGCAAAACUGUUCAGUCCGUCAGCUUGAUUCUUCUCAACCCUCGUCCGGAGCUUGAUGCGAAGCCCCCACCUGAAAACCCGAAACGCAAGAUGCCCGGAAAGGAAGUCGGCAAAGGCACGCUUGUCGUGGCUCCCCUGGCUCUGAUCCGCCAGUGGGAGAGCGAGAUCAAGACCAAGGUCGAGAAAAGCCAUGCACUGCGUGUCUUGGUUCAUCACGGUCCAUCGAGAACGAAGUUCGCUGCAGAACUCAAGAAGUAUGACGUUGUUGUCACGACGUAUCAGAUUCUCGCAUCUGAGUUUGCUGGAUCUUCUGAUCAUCCGGACGGUGCAAAGGUCGGCUGCUAUGGCGUCCAUUGGUACCGUGUCAUCCUCGAUGAGGCACACUCAAUCAAGAACCGCAAUGCAAAGUCGACACAGGCUACCUAUGGUCUACGAAGUUGGUACAGAUGGUGCUUGACUGGCACACCAAUGCAAAAUAAUCUUGAUGAGCUACAGAGUUUGAUCUGCUUCUUGCAGAUCAAGCCGUACAACAAUCUCGCUACCUGGAAAGAGCAGAUCACGAUCCCAAUGAAGAAUGGCAAGGGAAACUAUGCCAUCAAACGCAUUCAAUACUUCCUCAAGGGCUUCAUGAAACGUCGAACCAAGGACAUCCUCAAGGAAGACGGUGCACUCAGCUUUGGCGGCAAGUCAAAGAAUGGCGAAAAGAAGAGUACUGGAAUGAAGAUUGUUGAACGCAAGGUCGAGACUAUCAUCUGCGAACUUGAUCCCAAGGAACGUGACUUCUAUGACCAGCUCCAGGAGAGAGCACAAAAGCGUCUUGACGACAUGAUGGGCGGUGAGAAGACCGACUAUAUCGGAGCUCUUGUCUUGCUUCUGCGACUUCGUCAAGCCUGUAACCACCCAAAGCUUGUUUCUGGAUCAAUGGGCAAAGACAAGGACGCUUUAUCUACAGGACAGCCCAACCCAAGCCAGACACCUCGCAAACCAUCUGCCGCCAGUAGCCAGGACAAUGAUAUCGACGCUCUCGCUGAUAUGUUCGGUGGCAUGGGCGUUCAAGUCAAGGACUGUGACAUUUGCAGCGUCAGACUUCUUCCAGCAGAGGUGAAAGCCGGUGCCGUUCGCUGCAAUGAAUGUGAGGAUAUUUCCAAAGCUACACCAAAGAAGCUCGGCCGCAAGGUGNAAGAAGAGAAGAAGCUCAAGCCAAAGCCUGAGCGCAAGCCUGCUCCUUCUGCACCUAUCAGAAGAAACCGUAAGAUCAUCGUUGAUAGUGAUGACGAAGAUGACGAGGGUGAGGGUGAGUGGCUUGUUGAUGAGUCUCAACAGAACACACCUCAUCUAGGCAGAGCUGGCGGAACUGAUGAUGAAGAUGCAGAAGGAGGUGGCGAGACGUUAGGUUCGAUCGACUUUGUAUCUGGAGAUGAAGACGGAGAUACUGGAUCUGAGGAGGAGUCUGAAGAGGAAGAAGGAGACAUCUCAUACUCCGGCCCAACAGGCGUUGAGGCUGCUUCGACAAAGAUUCGUCGCUUGCUGCGAAUUUUGCACGCCGAGGCUACUGAGCACAAGACAAUUGUCUUCUCACAGUUCACCAGUAUGCUGGAUCUGAUCGAACCGCAUUUGCAAAAAUCUGCAAUUCGCUAUGUUCGUUAUGAUGGUGGUAUGCGCAAUGAUGCUCGCGAAGCUUCUCUCAACUCGCUCCGCAACGAUCCCAAGACUCGCGUACUGCUUUGUUCGCUCAAGUGUGGCUCUCUAGGAUUGAAUUUGACAGCUGCUUCGCGAGUGGUCCUGAUCGAGCCUUUCUGGAACCCAUUCGUCGAGGAACAAGCAAUCGAUCGUGUUCACCGCCUCAAUCAGACUGUCGACGUACACGUCUACAAGCUUACUGUUGGCAACACGGUUGAGGAGCGCAUCAUCGAGCUGCAAGAGAAGAAACGCGAGCUGGCAAAGGCUGCCAUUGAAGGUGGUAAGGCUGUGGCCAAGCUCACCAUGAAGGACAUCAUGAGUCUGUUCGGCCACAAUCCUGGUGCAGUCGGCGGUCGCGAGAGUAUCGGUAGCACCGAUGAGAACAAGCCCUGGAACAGAAACACCAAGGUGCUGGCCCCCGAACCUAAGAGAAACAGUGCUUCCUCCGCUGCUCGCCGUUCAGGCUCUGGCGCUUUGAGAUCAUCGCCCAGAGAAUCGCCUCCAGCACGUACUGACCGUCGUGGAGGAUAUGAGAAGGACGCCAGAAGAAUCAGGAACGAGGAUCCUGUUUAUGGUCGUCGCUGA
Molecule: messenger RNA, 3291 nt
Organism: Aureobasidium musti
Lineage: Eukaryota; Fungi; Ascomycota; Dothideomycetes; Dothideales; Saccotheciaceae
Source: the annotation of a GenBank genome assembly